Messenger RNA from Durusdinium trenchii, 9363 nucleotides. NCBI's taxonomy places the organism in Eukaryota, Dinophyceae, Suessiales, Symbiodiniaceae. The record is from the annotation of a GenBank genome assembly.
AUGGGCGCCUUCUUCGCGAUCUACUGGCUCUUCCGUCUCAACCUCGAUGGGAAGCAUGGCUUUUGCCGUGGCGUGGACGAUUCUUGGAGGCCUUUGACCUUCCGUGAAGGGGAAAGCGAGAAGUGUGGAGUCUUCUAUGGUGACGGCGAGAUUUGGAAGCACUUUCAAGACCUGAUGCUUGAUGCAGGUCUAUUGGUGAAGGAGGGCGGGGCCACUCGCGUUGAUCCAGAGUCAACUUUGGCGCUUUUGGUUCUCACUGCCCUGCACGACAUCAUGAAGAUCAACGCGCUGCUGCCCACGGUGCAACGGGCGGAUGCCCCGUACCGAGGCUACCUGGAAGCUGAAGUGAUUGCAGAUCAUGACCUGGCCAUCUUCUACAUCAUGGAGCAGCACACUCACAUCCUCCCAUCCCUAUGCCAACUCCCGGGUCAUUUGCAACAAGUGGUGCAGACCGUCUUGAGUGGACUGGCCUUCAACAACGGAUGGUUUGUGCAGGCAGAGGCUCCGCCAGGAGCUGUUUUCCUGGGCAUCAAGGCAGCGAUCAUGGCGCGUGAUCGUGGGGGAAGACGUGUGAGUCGCCGCGAUUUGAGCCUCUACUUCGUGCACUGGCUGACGGACCUGGCGGGCGCGGAGCCCACGCCGCUCUUCGGGUGCAACAAGCUCACGUCGCAACUGCCAAUGCCAGUCCUGAAGAGCUUUAUGAAGUCCGUGAGGUACAUUCAACAACUGGCUGAUCGCACAGAGACGGAGGUCAUGGAGAGCUAUUUGAAGGACCGCUGGAAGGAUCAUCGUCCAUCCAUGGGCACCUUGCCCGCGGGCGCACACGCGUUGGCGAAAGCACGGCUCUUGUGCAUGGCUCAGGGGAAUGCCAAGAUUGUCCUCGACGCGUUCGAAAAGCUGUCGCCAGAUGAUCAAGAGGUCCUGAGUGUGGAGAUGGCACGCACGGGUGCUGAGAAUCAAAGCUUUUCCAAGGGAUUUGUCCCAGAUUCCGUGAGGCAAGAGUUGUUGGGACCAGCCUUUUUGGUCUACUAUGGGCCUGCGUUCUUGCAGAGGAUGGGUACUGACAGCCCCGUGCGCCGCUUGGAGAUUCUGGCAGAGAUCUACCGCUGUGCGCGCAAGCUGUGGCCGGCCAGCGCCGAGCAAGCGGGGCAGUGCGUCACCGUGCGCAUCGAUGCCAUUACGAUCCAGGGGCAAUGGAGCAGUUCUGAUCCGGAACUCUUGCUUGUGAGGAUGUGCAGCAGCAAGCAGGCCUGCCUGGAACGAAGGCCAGAAGACGCAAAGAAGAACCGUGAGGACAACACCAUUUUCCUGUUCGACACCGAGCCACCGACCUUCCUCCCAGGGGCACCGGAGCUUUGUUCGCAAGAGGAGAUGAUCCGACGAAUCAGCAAAGAAAUGCUGACCAAUGGGCGGCUGAAAUUCGGGAGACCGUCCUUUAGGUCUCUGGAUCCUGGAGCCGUGCUGGUCAAGUUCACCAUGUACCAUCCACGAUUGAUCUCAAUGGAUCCGCUGACACUGGCGGUUGACUCUUCGGACAUCUUUGAAGCUGUUCAUACCACGGAGGCUUUCUCUCGAAAUGUCUUGGAGCUUUGUGCCGGAACUGGAGCUAUGGGGUUUGCUACCGGUUUCAUGGGCACCACCACAGUUAGCUCCUUGGAUUCGAAUUGGUUGGCCUCGCAACAUCUUCGACAGUGUUCAGCAAAACCGGUUUUCGAAGCAGAUCUUGGGGAUUUAGAUAGUGUAGAAAAGCUGCAUUUGGAGCUUCGACGUACCAAUCAGAGCUUUACUGCACUAGCAGGAUUUCCCUGCCAGCCCUUCAGCCUUCAGGGACAUCGUUUGCACUUUCAGGAUUGCAGGGCACAGACCUUUCACAAAUUGAUGGAUUGCUUAUUCCUCUUACAGCCACAGGCUGUUCUACUGGAAUGCGUUCCGGCCGUUCAGGAAGAUGACCUUCUCCAGCAGGAGCUCUCUCAUUUGGCCUCGAAGAUGGGUUGGCAGAUCGAUCAAACCAUCCUGCACCUUCACCAUCAAUGGCCAAUGAAGCGAUCGCGAUGGUACUGUCUCCUUCGACCAGUUGAAUGGAGUGGCUUCCCAUUGUGCCCUUGGCCUGAAAUUAUGCCUCCCCCCAAGGUCUCGGAGGUUCUUCCUUUUUUGGGGAGUUGGGAUGAAAUGGUGAUCAGUAAUCUUCAGUUGCGGGUUGACGAACUCCGAUACUACAUGGACAAGAGCUACGGCACGGACAAGCGACUGCUGGAAGGGCACGAUCAAUGCCCGGUAGUGCUUCACGCCUAUGGCAGCCAAUUUGACCCUUGUCCUUGUGGAUGCCGCUCGGCUGCGUUUAAUCUGACUACGCUCCAGCAGAAGGGACUUCGUGCCUUCUUUGUGGUGGAUGCUGACACCAAUGUUCCGCGGCUACUUCAUCCGACUGAGCUGGGGGCCCUUAUGAGCAUGCCACCACAGUUUCAAAUUCAUGCCACAGGACGGGCCGCACUAUGUUUGUUGGGCAAUGCUGCAGCACCUUUGCAAGUGCUUUGGACCUUUGCCUCGCUCCUUGCAGGUGCAGGACAGCAUAUAGAUAAAUUGGCCUUCAUCCACCCACUUGAGGUCAUUGAAAAGUAUGGCAACUUAGUCAAGGAUUCCUACCGGCUCUUGAUUCCCUCCCCUAUGUCUUGCCCGCCAACGCGUCUGGACAUCAAGGCUGAAGAUGGCUCCACGCUUUCCAUCUUUGCGGCCACGGCCACGACCAUUGGUAAUUUUUUGCAGGCAGAGCGGAUCACAUUAGACUGGGGGUAUACUCAAAUUGUACGAGCUGGUGAUUUUCUCCUCUCUUCGCAAGACGAUUUGCAUCACCUUGCUUCUCAAGCUGACCUUCAAUUGGAGAGACAGCCAAAGAGACGGCGCACAGCGUCACCUCAGGGAUUGUUGAUGAUUGGUCUUCAAUGUGGAAGCUCAACAGAUGCUCAGUUCUUCAUCUCCUGCGUACCAGCCGGUACUUUCCUGUUUGAAUGCAUGAGAGAGCAUGGCUUCAACUAUGAGAGAUUCGUGGUUGAUGACGAUGGUCGACUCUUUGGUGGAGACACCCGCCUUUGGACCUCAGGGCGCUUUACUAUCCUUGAGGAGAAUAGCUUUCCGUCAAUCUUGAUGGAUCCGGCAGGCAUGCAGAGUUCUCAUGACGUUCCUGGUCACUCAGGUCCGGGAGGAGCAACUUGCGGCUUGGGCUCGCACAUCAUUGAUCAGGUCCUGCAUGACUGGAUUCAGCAAUGUUAUGGCAGUUCACCACAACCAUGGUGCCUCAAAGCCCUUUGGAUGGACUCAGAUUUCCAAGUGACAGGCCUUCCUCAGCAAGUUGAGGACAACGUUGGAGAGGUUCUGGCACCGCUUGCUCAUCGGCACCAUUGGGCCUUGCUCUAUGGCAGAGACAGUCCCUCCGGAUGGGAAUGGUUCUAUCUGGAUGGCAUUGCGGGCUACAUGACGGCGGCUAUGACCCAUCUUGCUCAGAAAUUGGCUUCUCUCCUGCAGACGGAGUAUUCAGGCCUCAAACAUCGUCGGUUGAUCCAUCAGGAUGAUAACCAUUCAUGUGGCACAAUUCUUUUGGCUCAUGCCGCCUCCAUCUUGGGCCUGACAGGCACAUUCGAUGAUGCCCAGAUCCAGCAGCUGCAUGAAUGGCUUCUUGGACAUUUUCCCUUUAGUGCACAUUCCCCGGGUGGACCUGAAGCUUCUGGUCUCCAAGGUGAAUUGGCUCAGAUCCUUAUUAGCAAAGGUGUCCCCGCCAACAGUGCUUUUGAACGUGCAGGAGACGCCAUCACAGCAUUGGGCUCUGACAAGCUCGCAGCAGCCAUGACGGCCAAGAAUCCAUGGCAGGCUCUGAAAGGGGUCGCCAUGCAAGGCAAAAAGCAGUUCAAGUUUGUCCUUGCUUGGGAGCUUCAGGCCCACAUCGAAAAGAGAGCAAAGGAAAAGCAUGGUGCCAACCUCCCACGAGAACGCAAGAAGGAAAAGCAUGCCAUUGAGAUUCCUGCAGUUCCUGAUCCUAGCCAAUUGCAGCUUCAUCUAAAUCACUUCCGUGAUGCUGAUGGUAAUUCACUCCCUCAGAUUGCCUUCGCUGAUGUCUACAAUGAUGCCAGAGGGAUUGCGCUAUGUACCAAAGCUGAAGCCAUGCCAUUCAUCCAACAAGCCAAAUCCAUUUCAGCGCUGGCUCUUGCUUUGCUCAUAGUUGAGGAAGUUCCAACAGCAGAACGAGGGGUGGCCAAGGUUGGUGAACUUCGAUUCCCCGCCACUUACACGGCAACAGAUGACCCUGUGCUCAUCCGUGGAGCUCUACUACAGUUGGGUGACGUCUCGGUUGUUCGGGCAGGGCCUCCAGACCCUAUGGCAUCUUCAUCUUUGGCCCCCACGAUGGUCAUCAAGUUGGCCAUCUUUCGCGAUGAAUUGGCAUUGGAUUGGUCUGAUUUUGUCAACUCACCAGUCAAGCAUCUAUUGACCAUGGUGCCGGCUUUGCGGCUGUGUCGAGCUUCUCCUUGUCCUGAUGGCGCUCGCUGUGGAUUUUAUCACCCACCUGUCGAUGAAACACCUGAUCAAGUACUACAAGAAGUGUGGUCACGCAGGUUCACCCUUCUGGCAGGCUCCACUUGUGAGGCAGCUCAAGCAGAUUUGUUCACGGCCUUCCUUCGUAUCCUUGCAGAUGCGGCAACAGCCGUGCUUCGGGUCAAUCAGACUGGCAUCUACUUUGAACCAAGGGAUGAGGCCACACGCUCAGCACAUCCUGGUUAUGCAGUUGUCUGGAUUCCGCAAGGAGAUGCUGAUCGCGCUCUUCAUUUACUGAGAACCACACCGGAAGCCAUGGCACUGGUGAGACUCAAAUCUCGCUAUGGACUGCGUGUUCAAGCCAAGCAUGAGCAGACUGUUCAUGAAGCCCUGCGACCCAAUGCUGAGUUUGUUCAGGUGCGGAUCACUCAGAUCUAUCGGCUGCACCCUUUGCCACAUGGACUACAACGAGCAACUCUUGCCAAAUUCCUGAAAGAGAUCAAAUGGUGUGCACGGCCACUACAGCCCUCAAGGGGUAGCUCGGAAGGUGCUAGCUGGAAUGUUGGGGCCUCAUCGGCACCGCCAACACCUUCAGUUCAUGCCUUUGGACGGGACAUCCUCAUCACGCUUGUCAAGGAGCACAACUCUGGCCCGGCGCCCACUUGUUUGCUUGCAGCCUCUCGACGUACCCAGCGGCACAUUCAAGCGCAUGCCACUGGGGCCGUCAAGCCAGACACUGACCCCUGGCUAGCCACAGAUCCUUGGAGUGCAUAUCAUGCUAAAAUUGCUCUUCCAGCAACUAAGCCGGACACAAAGCACAUUGAUGAAGUGGCCCAGAAACUGCAAGAUUCAGUCCGCACGGAGGUCCUCAAGGAAAUCCAGAACAUGCCAGCCGCAUCUGGUUCUACCUCUUCACCGAUUGUAGACCAGCGAUUCUCCAAGCUCGAGGCUGGUCUUCAAGAAGUCCGUGCACAAGGUGAUCAGUUCCAAAAAUGGUUCACUCAGGCCAAUCAGCGAAUGACCCAACAGGAGCAGGCUUCCAAUGCUCUCAAGAGUGCAAUUGACAGCCAACAAAAGGAGCUGGGGGUCCUUAGACAAGAUGUUCAACAGACUGGCAUUCAGGCCUUCGGUGGUUGGCAAGAUUCCUGGACAGCACAGGAUGCUUCAGUUGUCCUUCACGUUUUCACUGGACCUCAUGGCUCACGCAUUGGGGAGGCCAGCCAUCCAGGUAUUUGGGCAUUCAGUGAAACUCAGUUGUCCACUUUCACUCAGCUGAUUUGCACCAAGAACUUCCGAAGGCUAGCCCGUGCAGCGGGCCGUGCUCCGACUGUCCUCCAUGGAGCCGCAGCGCCAGUUCGUCCCUCUUCCUCUUGGGCGGGGGCCUGGUGUGGUGUCUCCGUCCUCAGUGAUCCUCCAGCUCAACGACUUCAGCUUUCUUGCCCCAGUGAGGAGUACAAUUGCGGCCGAUUACAAGCUACCCGUCAUGUGCUCCCAGGACUGGUGGUGACAGUUGGCAAUGUCUACUGCUACCCACGAGGGCCGACAUGGCCAAACUCCAAGCAGCUGAACAAUCAACUUCUUCAUGUGCUCAGUGGUGAAAUUGUUUUUGGCUGCUCCGGCCCAAGGGUCAUUCUGGGUGACAUGAACUCGGACUGCAUGGAUCAAGAAGUUUUUGACAUCUGGCAACGGCUGGGAUGGCAAAACUUGCAGCAGUUUGCUCAUGAUCAUUGGGGUUGGACCAUUCAACCAACCUCUAAGCACUCAGCAGUCAGCGACCACAUAUGGAUGAGUCCGGAAUUCAUCGAGCUUGCGAGGGACAUUGGUCUUCGAGAUGUUUUUCCUGACCACGCCUCACUUCAUGUUGACAUAGAGGUCCCUGCUUUGUUGGCUUCAUGUCGUUUUUGGCAUCGCCCUUCAGCUAUUCCUUGGGACUCAGUUGAUGACACCUGGACUUCAGUACCCAGUGAGCAUCUCUUUGCCUCAGACAAUCCUACUGCCGACUAUGCAGCUUUUGGUGCAGCUCUUGAAGCUAGUCUCGAUGGCCAUAUCAUCGGACAACCGGACCGAAGACUUCAAUCCAAUCAACGUGGCCGGUGUCAACAAGUGACUCCGCAUCUUCGACCUCCAAUAGCCAGAACAUGUGCUCCAAGUAGACGUUCUGAAGUUCAACUCCGAUCAGAUCAGGUGGGCAGUGCAGUGCAGAACUGGUUUAAGCAGCUCCGGAGGUUGCAGAGCUACGCGCAUGCAGCUAAAGCCAAUCGGCAGGAUCCGACCGCCCUGACAGCUCGGCUGGAGCUCUGGAUGUCCAUUCGUAAAGCUCGGGGCUUUCGACAUGGAUUUAGUCGCUGGUGGGAGACCUAUAGUUUCAGGCACACAGGAGCUGCACCCUCAAGAGUGCCACAAGCACCACCUAAUUUUGCCAUUGCUGACAACAUGUACCACGUCUUUUUGGAGGCCUUCCGCUCUUUUGAGCAUUGGCAUCUCUCGCAGAAGCGGCGACUUUUUGCCCUCCGCUAUGACCGCACACUUCUCGCACUCCAUCAAGAUCUCAAGCCAGCCCCUCCUGAACGCAUCACUCUGUUCUGGGAUGAUCUGGAAUAUGAAAUACUUGACAUUGAUCCAUUGUCAUCACAGGUUAUGCUGGAUAAGGACAUUGCUUUGGGAACCUCCACUUGGUCCCUAGAUGGACAAGAGCUUCAUGUCUCUGGCAUUGACCAGAAUGUGUGUGAAAUAGCCCCUCCUGAAGCACGUCAAAUCGGGGCUCAGCUGAUCCAACGCCGUUUUCUCCACAAGGCAGAUCAGAUCCAUGAAUCUCUUCUUCAAUUUUGGAAAGCCCGAUGGUGUGCAUUUUCAGAUGUUCCUGCAGACAGUUGGGAGCGUGUUACCAGAUUCAUUCAGGCCUUCGUUCCGAAGCUGCGACUGACACUACCACCCAUCACAGUUGCUCAAUGGAAAGCAGGGCUUCGACGUUUUAAGCCCCAUGCAGCUAAAGGAGUUGAUGGCCUUGGUCAUGUCGACCUCCUUCACCUUCCGGAUCAUUGGCAUGGUACACUGGUGCAGUGGCUCAACCGUCUUGAAGACCAACAACUUGGCUGGCCGGAACAGAUGCUACAUGGCAUUGUGCUUUGUCUGGCCAAGGAAGCAGGCAAGCUUUGCCCGGGGCCCUUUUCAAAGCUUCAUGUACUUUGUGAAUCCUUGGGUUGGAGUCUGGCUCCUCCAUAUGUCACCACAACUUUCGGACUCACCUUUGACGUCCUUUUGGUUGACUGGUCACAACUUUCCAUGCUUCUUCUGGACGCUUGGUUGCAACAUUUAGCUCCGUCCUUGCAGCAUCGGAAAUCUAUGACAGAUCUCCAUGAUUUGGACCCCUUCCUGAUGUAUGAGCAGGGCAAGACCCUGGAGUCAGGUGACCGCGGACUGCUACAUGCCUUGCAUUCAGGGGCGUUCAUCGCCAACGACAUGAAGGCCAAAUUUGAUGUCUCCAAGUCGGGUUGUCCUCAUUGUGGAGUUCCUGAUUCGGUCACACAUUGGUUGGACUGCCCACUCAAAGCUCAACUUCGGGAAUCAAUUCCGGAUUGGCCACAGGACAUCCAUGCCUGGCCUCGCGCUUUCCAGCAACACCUCCUGUGUCCACGGAAUCCGUGGCUUUCUGAAUGGUGGCUGGCCUUGGCGGACUUGCCAGAUGACAUCAGCUCGUUUGAAUGUGUGGAAGCCUUGUCACCGCAUCAUUUGUUCACAGAUGGCUCAUGUCACAAAGGGCCCGUCAGUGCCUUCAACAUGUGUUCCUGGAGCGUUACCAGUGCUACCGCUGGCAAGGUCUUAAGCUCAGGCUGGCUCCGUGGGCUCUCUCAGACGAUCCCGCGGGCGGAGGCAACGGCGGUUCUUUCAGCGCUCCACUGGCUUAGUCGGGUUCGAGUUCAGACUUUUUUGUGGGUGGACUCCAAACACACAGUUGAUGGAGUACACCACCUUUUGGCCUCCAUGUCAGUACCAACUCAUUGGAGCAACCAAGAUGUUUGGCUUCGCAUCCGUGAUUUGCUGCAUGAUUUACAUGAUUGCAUGCCGAUUUUUCAUUGGUGGCCCUCCCACCUUACGGACUUAAGCUGUGAAGACGGCUUUCACGACUGGGUUAAGAGAUGGAACUCUGCAGUCGAUGUCCAGGCAGGAUUCACCAAUCGAACACUGCCGCAUUCGCUGGCGGAGCUUCGGAUGAAAGCAAUUGGCUAUCAUGAAAACAAGCUGAAGCGCACAGCUGUUCUCUUCAGGCAAUGGUAUCGCAAAGUGGCCUUUGCCUUUCUUCGUCCUGCGAAGCCAGGAGAAGUGAUCACCACCAUGGUGAAUGGAAAGGAAGAGACGCGGAACACCGCUCAGGAGGGCGACUUCGUGGUGCAAGCGAACACCAAGUGGAAGGAGAACUACAUUUUAUCACAUGCAAGGACCUCUGAGGCUUAUGACUUAUCCAAUCCGAUGGAGAUCCCUCCUGGUCGGCCUGAUGCUUCACAACUCACUUCUGAUGGCUUCCGUUGCUAUAGGUCGCGUACACGCAUCAAGGCGUUGAAAGCUACCGACGAACUCCUGCGCAGGCGGCGGCGGUUUGGAAGCGACACCGCUCCGUCAACGCCAAGAGGGUUCUGUUUUGAAAUAGGAAUGGCAUGGAAUGGCCUCCAACCUAAGAGCGAUGGCCGAUGGCCUCUUGAGGUUGGAAAGCCAGCACGCCACUGUGUUUCACCGUGCCUGGUUCAAGUCGGUGAUUGGUGGUGGCAGGGGCUCUUCCAACCGUUUCAAGGGAGUCAUGAUGAUCAUGCGUCCAUAAAUUGUGGAAGGGGUGGCCUGGCCUUAUGA